Helianthus annuus (common sunflower) is the source of this 724-nucleotide messenger RNA. RefSeq names its product universal stress protein YxiE. The transcript has 4 exons. Lineage: Eukaryota; Viridiplantae; Streptophyta; Magnoliopsida; Asterales; Asteraceae. The record is from RefSeq and is a predicted model, not a curated record. The coding region runs from base 57 to 557 and encodes 166 amino acids.
UCCCCUCAAUCAAACACACACACACACACACUAUAUCAAUCUUAGUACCAGAAUCAAUGGCAACCAAGGAACGUAAGAUACUAGUAGCCGUCGACGAAUCAGAAGAGAGCACGUACGCACUGUCGUGGUGCCUCAAAAACGUUGUCACCGAGAAUUCAAAAGACACCCUCGUACUCCUCUACGUCAAACCACCGCACACUGUCUACUCAGCUCUCGACGGAACCGGAUACUUGUUUUCUCAAGAGAUAUUGAACACGAUGGAUAAGUACAGGAACGAUGUAGCUGAAACUGUCAUUCAGAAAGCAAAGAUGCUUUGCAAAGACCUGCAGGAUGUGAAGGUGGAGACGAGAGUGGAGAUCGGUGAUCCGAGGGAUGUGAUCUGCGAUGUGGGGGAGAAGAUGGGUGUUGAUAUGAUGGUGGUUGGUAGUCAUGGCUAUGGUUUGAUCAAGAGGGCAUUUCUUGGGAGUGUGAGCAAUCACUGUGCGCAGAACAGCAAGUGUCCAGUCUUGAUCGUCAAGAAGCCCAAAAACACUGCUGCAAAUUCUCCUCGAACUUGAGGUUGAAGAUGAUGUUGUAAUUAAUUAGCUUGAGUUAUCUACUUCGUUUCUCCUUUAGUUAAUGUUACUGGUAAACUACUUGUUUGUUUGUUUGUUUUUGUUGUGGUAUUUAGUGAAGGAUUUCUUGUUUUUGGGACAUUUUAGAAUUCUAAAAUCUGUUUUUUUUU